Monodelphis domestica (gray short-tailed opossum) is the source of this 1420-nucleotide messenger RNA. It is a transcript of the gene SPOUT1, whose product is annotated as SPOUT domain containing methyltransferase 1. Gene Ontology annotation, biological process: maintenance of centrosome location; miRNA processing. Gene Ontology annotation, molecular function: miRNA binding. The record is from RefSeq and is a predicted model, not a curated record. NCBI's taxonomy places the organism in Eukaryota, Metazoa, Chordata, Mammalia, Didelphimorphia, Didelphidae. Gene Ontology annotation, cellular component: mitotic spindle; kinetochore; spindle pole centrosome.
CAAGCCGCUCCUCUGAUUGGCUGGGGGGCGGAGCCACCGAGUUUCUGAGCGGAAGAUGGCGGAUCUCGUGGGGAAGCGGCCUCGGAUCCAGGGAGAAGUACGAAAAAUCGAGUGGCGGAAAUUGAAGAAAGAGAGGAAAGAAGAGAAGAAGAAAUGGAGAGAGCUGAAAAUGAUAAAGAAAUUGGAGAAGCAGCGGGCUCAGGAAGAGGCAGAGAAGCAGAGAGAGGAGGCUGAGGAGACACACAAGCAAACAAAUGGACGAUCAUAUACCCUGAGCGUGGCCCUCCCUGGCUCUAUCCUCAACAAUGCCCAGUCUCCAGAGCUUCGAACCUAUCUGGCUGGACAGAUUGCCCGGGCCUGUGCCAUCUUUUGUGUGGAUGAGAUUGUGGUAUUUGAUGAAGAGGGUGAAGAUGUCAAGAGCAUUGAGGGAGAAUUUGUUGGCAUUGGCAAAAAAGGACAGGCCUCGGUGCAGCUAGCUCGAAUCCUCCAGUAUUUGGAGUGCCCACAGUACCUGAGAAAAGCCUUCUUCCCCAAACACCAGGAUCUGCAGUUUGCAGGGCUGCUGAAUCCCUUAGAUAGUCCUCACCAUGUACGGCAGGAGGAGGUUUUGGAGUACCGGGAAGGGAUUGUGUUAGACAGGCCGACUCGGCCUGGACGAGGCUCCUUUGUCAAUUGUGGCAUGAAAAAGGAGGUACAGAUAGACAAGAACCUGGAACCUGGUCUGAGAGUCACUGUGCGGCUGGAUCAGCAGCAGAUCCCAGAGAGCAAAAGCCUAAAGGGACGAGUUGUAUCAAGCCAAGAGCCCCGCACCCAUGCUGGGCUCUACUGGGGCUAUAGUGUUCGCCUGGCCUCCUGUCUUAGUGCAGUGUUUGCUGAGGGCCCCUACAAGGAUGGCUAUGACCUGACCAUUGGAACCUCAGAGCGAGGAGAGGGUCUGGCCUCAAUCCAGCUUCCCAAUUUCAACCAUGCCAUUGUGGUGUUUGGGGGCCUCCAGGGGUUAGAAGCUGGUGUUGAGGCUGAUCCCAACCUAGAGGUCACAGAUCCCAGUGUUCUCUUUGAUUUCUACCUCAACACCUGUCCGGGACAAGGCAGCCGAACCAUCCGUACUGAGGAAGCCAUCCUCAUCUCCCUGGCUACCCUGCGACCUCAUAUCACUGGGGCUGGGGCUGGGGCUGGGCCUGACUGAAGGCCUCACUAAAUGCUGCAAGACCUACUGUAGCACUGACUGACCUGGUGUUGGCGGCAGAUUGACUGGCAGGAGGCCUUGGGACCCUGUUUGCCAGUCACAAGAUGGAUGAGGAGAGACUCCAAGACUGAAACCAGUUCUGGAUGACCCUGCCCAGUCCAGGGGCAAGAGGGCUGAAGGUCCUAACAGACAACUCACCAAUGAAUAAAGUGGGGCAGUGCCCCUUCCUGGUCA